CGGCUUCUCACCCGGAAGGAGAAGCUCUGACUCUAGUUGUAAGGUGGUGUAGCUUUGGGAAUCGGUGCUGCUCUCAGGAGCCGGCCCGGAUCAUUUGUUGGCAGUACUUACUGGCUGAAGUCAGUUUUCAUUUCAAGAUGUUUUCUUCCAGCCGGCUGUGGACAUAGGAUGUCGGAGAACCAAGAGCAGGAGGAAGUGAUCACAGUGCGCGUUCAGGACCCCCGCGUGCAGAAUGAGGGCUCCUGGAACUCUUACGUGGACUACAAGAUUUUCCUCCACACCAACAGCAAGGCUUUCACCGCGAAGACGUCGUGCGUGCGCCGCCGCUACCGGGAGUUUGUGUGGCUGAGAAAGCAGUUGCAGAAGAACGCCGGCUUGGUCCCGGUCCCCGACCUUCCUGGGAAGGCCCCCUUCUUCGGCAGCUCAGACGAGUUCAUUGAGAAGCGGCGCCAAGGCCUGCAGCACUUCCUGGAGAAGGUCUUGCAGAGCGUGGUCCUCCUGUCCGACAGCCAGCUGCACCUCUUUCUGCAAAGCCAGCUCUCGGUGCCCGAGAUAGAAGCCUGCGUGCAGGGCCGGAGCCCCACCACGGUGGCCGACGCCAUCCUGCAGUAUGCCAUGUCCAACUGCGGCUGGGCCCAGGAGGAGCGGCCGGGCGUGGCCCGCCAGGCCCAUGGCGAUCAGCCCAACAGUUGCUGCUUCCUGCCAAGGUCGGGGAAGAGGGGCUCACCAUCGCCACCCCCCAGUGACGAGCAGGACUGCCUGGCAGUGUGGGCCCCUGGGGUUGACUCCGAGGCGCCUUCCCUGGAGGGCCCCGUGCUGCUGCCCCCCUCGCCACCACCGCCAUGUGAUUGCUCUUGGCUUGACGAGGCACCCUCUGUCCACCAGGCUGUGGGCGGUGACCGUGCCGUGGCUUUGGACCCUGGCCAGCUGGACGCAGUUGGGGAAAACUGAGGGCUGUUCUGAGCUCUGGGCUUUGCUUCAAGGUGCUCAGAGACUGAGCUGGGUGUGUGGCGCGUGCCUGUCGUCCCAGCACCCAGGAGGCUGAGGCAGGAGGGUCUCUUCACAUUCAGGGCUAACCUGGGCUACGUAGCAAGAGUCUGUCAUCGUCCCACUAAAAAAAAAGACGAAGAUGCAGGCAGGAGACUGGUUCUGGUGGGUGGGGCAGAGUGCGGACGCUUGGUUGGGUGCAGAGAGGCCUGUGGAGAUAGUUCCUCUGACUCCUCCGUAGAACAGAUGUUACACAGCUGUUGCUGAGGUACACCACUGGCCUGGGACUGCUGGCUUUGAACAGAACCCUGGUUUUAGUCUCUUGGAAGCUGAGUUGCGGGUGGCUGAUACAGCCCCAGGUGGCUGGCUUUUGGGGACUGGCUGUGGUACCAAACACGCAGGCCUCGACCUGUGGCCAUCCUGCCUCAGCCUCCCAAGUGCUGGGAUGCCCAGUGUGCGCCACCACCCAGCUCCUCCUUCCCUUCCCCUCUCCUUUCUGCCUCCUGGGCCUUGGGCCUAGGGCUGCUCCACUACAUCCCUACCCUUUAUUUUUUAUUUGGAGUCAGGGUCUCUUGGAUUUCCCAAGCUACCGUUGAACUUGCGGCCCUCCUGUCUGAGUGCAGAGUUCCCUGGUACUGGGCUUCGGCCUCCCUCCUUGUCCAGGGCGGCUGCCUUUCCUUGCCUUUCCUCAGCUGCUGCUGAGCAGAGCAGGCCUGCGACCCUUUGGCCGGGCUUGCACGGCUCUGGAGACCUCACUGGCUGAGCAGGGCCUGGGAGCCUUGGCGGGGUGCCAUUGGUCACAGCUGG
This is a messenger RNA of Octodon degus (degu), 1794 nucleotides long. It is a transcript of the gene Snx11, whose product is annotated as sorting nexin 11. The coding region runs from base 169 to 951 and encodes 260 amino acids. The record is from RefSeq and is a predicted model, not a curated record. The transcript is spliced from 8 exons. Gene Ontology annotation, molecular function: phosphatidylinositol binding. Gene Ontology annotation, biological process: intracellular protein transport. NCBI's taxonomy places the organism in Eukaryota, Metazoa, Chordata, Mammalia, Rodentia, Octodontidae.